GGGGCGCCCCGCGGGAGGCGCGGGCCGGGGGCGGGGCUGGGAGCCCGGCAGAGGCGAGCGGGGCCGGACGCGGCAGGACGCGAGGGGCGAGCAGCGAGCCGGGCGCGGAGCCCGGCGUCGGCACCGGCACCGGCACCGGCACCAUGGAGGAGGACGACAGCUACGUGCCCAGCGACCUGACUGCUGAGGAGCGGCAGGAGCUGGAGAACAUCCGGCGCCGGAAGCAGGAGCUGCUGGCCGACAUCCAGAGGCUGAAGGAUGAGAUAGCAGAAGUGGCCAAUGAAAUUGAAAACCUGGGCUCCACGGAGGAGAGGAAGAACAUGCAGAGGAACAAACAGGUGGCCAUGGGCAGGAAAAAAUUUAACAUGGACCCUAAAAAGGGGAUCCAGUUCUUGAUAGAGAACGAGCUGCUGAAGAACACCUGUGAGGACAUCGCCCAGUUCCUGUACAAAGGCGAGGGGCUCAACAAGACGGCCAUCGGCGACUACCUGGGGGAGAGAGACGAGUUUAACAUCCAGGUUCUCCACGCGUUUGUGGGCUUACACGAGUUCACCGACCUGAACCUGGUCCAAGCACUGCGGCAGUUCCUGUGGAGCUUCCGGCUGCCGGGAGAGGCUCAGAAGAUCGACCGGAUGAUGGAGGCGUUCGCCCAGCGCUACUGCCAGUGCAACCCCGGCGUGUUCCAGUCCACGGACACGUGCUAUGUCCUCUCGUUCGCCAUCAUCAUGCUGAACACCAGCCUGCACAACCCCAACGUCAAAGACAAGCCCACAGUGGAGAGGUUCAUCGCCAUGAACCGCGGCAUCAACGACGGCGGGGACCUGCCCGAGGAGCUGCUCCGGAACCUCUACGAGAGCAUCAAAAACGAGCCCUUCAAAAUCCCGGAGGACGAUGGGAACGACCUCACUCACACCUUCUUCAACCCGGACCGCGAGGGCUGGCUCCUGAAGCUCGGAGGUGGUCGGGUAAAGACCUGGAAACGCCGCUGGUUCAUCCUGACCGACAACUGCCUGUACUACUUUGAGUACACGACGGACAAGGAGCCCCGGGGGAUCAUCCCGCUGGAGAACCUGAGCAUCCGGGAGGUGGAGGACUCCAAGAAGCCAAACUGCUUCGAGCUGUACAUCCCGGACAGUAAGGACCAGGUCAUCAAGGCCUGCAAGACGGAGGCGGACGGGCGCGUGGUGGAGGGCAACCACACCGUGUACCGCAUCUCCGCCCCGACGCCCGAGGAGAAGGAGGAGUGGAUCAGACGCAUCAGGGCAGCCAUCAGCAGGGACCCCUUCUACGAGAUGCUGGCCGCACGGAAGAAGAAAGUGUCCUCCACCAAGAGACACUGAGCGCGGGCGGCGCCGCCCUGCCUCCUGCUUCAGCUUCGCCGUUGGGUUCUGGUGGGAGCCGGCGGGCGGGCCGCUGGGAGAGGGGCCGCGCCUUCUCUCCGGGAGAAGGGAGCUCCGUGUAGAGCCCCGCGCGGUCUCCGCUCAGCGGCCGUGGCCGAGCCCGGGGACAGUGCCGUUCGGGGUUUCCCGGGAGGAAGCCUCCCGCCCCGCUCAGGACCGUGCCUCUGCCUAGUGUUACACGUCGAGAAAGCGCAUGGAAGAGAAGCCACGUCCUAUAAAGUAUAUUUUUGUUUUUGUUUUUAAAGAAAAAGGUGAAGCAGAGCUGUCCACGUGCUUCCUGCCCGUCGGCAGGUGUGGGCCCUGGGCCGGCGGCAGAGCAGCAGGGACGUGACCCCUGUGCCCCGUCUGGGUGUGUCCCAGGCACCAGGAGUGUUGAGCGGGGAGAACCUGCCAGAUACUCCGCUGCUCGUCCCUCGGCACCCACGCCUGCUGGGCUUUAGGACAGAACGCGUUUUUCUGCGCUGAAUCCGAAUCACCAAACUGUGGCGGCCGCAGAGCCCGGUGACCGGCAGGCCCUGUGGCCCUGCUUCCCCCCGGCUGCGCCGUCCUGCGCACACCGCCUCCCUGGUCAGCCCGCAGGGCAGGGGAGCAGGCGGGCAGGCGGCCUGUGCUGUGGCUUCGCUGUCCCUUCUGACCGGGAGGGGCCCAUCCUCCGGCCUGGGUGAAGGGCUGGAGCAGCCUGGCCCUGCUUCUCUCAGGGACCGGCUCCUGUCGCCUGCAGGCCCGACGGGAGGGCGCUCACAUCUCUGGAAUUCGCUUUUGGAAAAGGGGCUGGUGGGAGCGAGGGGUGUGGGGGGUGGGGCCGUCCCCUUGGGACAGGUCCUCCCUGGAGUGGCUUCGGGUGCUUUUACGCCGGAGCCCGUGAAGGCCCAGGCCUCGCGCGAAGCCCAGGCCUCCUCCGGGGCCGCGGCCCUCCCCUGCCGGGCGUCAGUGUUAGUCUAUUUAUCGGGGGUGUAAAUUAUCAUGUACAGUUUUUCUCCUUUCAGAUUAUUUUGUAUUUGUUUAAAAAAAGUUUGUCAAAAUAUAAAAUAUAAAGAAAUGACUGAAAGCUGUUGACAGGGUUUUUAAAGAAUUAUAAUUAUUAUUCCAAUUGUUUUUGUUUGGUUGGGUUUUUUCUUUGUAAACUAGCGCCAAGGAAGUGCAGCAAAUAAACUCCAAUCUGCCCAG
Molecule: messenger RNA, 2567 nt
Organism: Myotis daubentonii (Daubenton's bat)
Lineage: Eukaryota; Metazoa; Chordata; Mammalia; Chiroptera; Vespertilionidae
Gene: CYTH1
Product: cytohesin 1
Exons: 13
Coding region: 144-1340 (398 amino acids)
Biological process (GO): regulation of ARF protein signal transduction
Molecular function (GO): guanyl-nucleotide exchange factor activity
Source: RefSeq, a predicted model, not a curated record